Molecule: messenger RNA, 1977 nt
Organism: Solea solea (common sole)
Lineage: Eukaryota; Metazoa; Chordata; Actinopteri; Pleuronectiformes; Soleidae
Gene: dnajb14
Product: DnaJ heat shock protein family (Hsp40) member B14
Exons: 8
Coding region: 56-1171 (371 amino acids)
Biological process (GO): cellular response to misfolded protein
Cellular component (GO): endoplasmic reticulum membrane
Molecular function (GO): Hsp70 protein binding
Source: RefSeq, a predicted model, not a curated record
ACGUGGUGUGGCUGAGCUGGUCAGCUGACUUCGCCGGGGAGGAAGAGGAAAGAAGAUGGAAGGGAACAGAGACGAAGCAGAAAAAUGUAUAAAUAUAGCGACGAAAGCCCUCGAAGCUGGUGACAAGGAGAAGGCGCAAAAGUUUCUAAUUAAAGCAGAAAAGCUGUUCCCCACGGACAGAGCCAAAGCACUGUUGGAUGCAUUAACGAAGAAUGGGAGCUCAGCAGGUAAUGGCGCACAUCGAAGAAAACCAGCAGAAGGCUCCAGAGCCCAGGCGGAGAGAGAAAGACAAGAGUCUGGAGGUGAUUCUACCAAAGGGUUCUCGAAAGACCAGGUCGAAGGUGUUCACAAAAUAAAACGGUGUAAGGACUACUAUGAAGUGCUUGGUGUCAGUAAAGAAGCUGGUGAAGAUGAACUCAAGAAAGCCUACAGGAAACUAGCACUCAAAUUCCAUCCAGACAAAAAUCAUGCUCCUGGAGCAACAGAGGCCUUUAAGAAGAUCGGUAAUGCAUACGCAGUGCUAAGCAAUCCAGACAAAAGGCGGCAGUAUGACCUGACGGGAGGGGAGGAGCCAAGCAACCUGGGUCACUCUCACCAUGGAGGCUUUGAUUUCCAUAGGGGCUUCGAGGCAGACAUCACUCCUGAGGACCUCUUCAACAUGUUCUUCGGUGGUGGCUUCCCCUCCUCAAGUGCACAGAACGGCAGAACGAGUUACAGCCAACAUACAGAUUUUCGACAAGAGAGAACCGAAGAAAGAGCAGACGGUGGUUUCUCAAUGUUUAUCCAGCUAAUGCCCAUCGUGCUCCUGAUUUUAGUGUCAGUACUGAGCCAGUUGUUGGUAUCCCCCCCACCUUACAGUCUCUACUCUAGACCGUCAACGGGUCAGACUUUAAAACGGCAGACAGAAAACCUGCACGUCGAUUAUUACGUCACUAAAGAUUUCAAGUCGGAGUUUAGAGGCUCAGCCCUACAUCAGAUUGAGAAAAAUGUGGAGGAGGACUACGUAGCUAAUGUCAGAAAUAACUGUUGGAAGGAGCGACAGACAAAAACAGACCUGCUGUAUGCUGCUAAGGUGUACAGGGAUGACCGAAUGCGCAAGAAGGCUGAGCUCAUGACUAUGGAAAACUGCAAGGAGCUGGACAGACUAAAUAACCUAUUCAGAGGCGGAUGAGUUUAGCUCGUCUAAAUAUAAAUUAAUAGAUGUCUAUGAUUAAUGUUUUUUUUUUAUGGAAGAGUCUUUAGACUAGGAGCAAAAAAGUAAUUAAAUAAUCUAGCGCUGUUGUUGGAAAUUUGUAAAAAAAAAAUGUCCCUCUCCUCAUAUCUUCCAUCAACUUUGCUUCUUCAUCACUCCUGCCAGACCCCAGGAAUCGCCUUGUUGCAACUUAAUGAACCAGUCAACACUGUACAAAGCCUCAGACAUCGUCCUACAUUUGCUCACCUUUUUAUGCGUUUUCUUGGAUACAAGAUGGACAAGGACACUUGAUUGCGUAAAGGCAAGUGUGUCGAGUUGUGACGACCUGUGAGCCAUUCUGUGUAAGAAAAAUGAGCCAGAGGCUUUUGGCAUAAUCUGCUUGGCAUGCAGCUAAGUCAACGAUGGGAGACUUCGUGGGCUCACCUGGUGACAGUGUCCUCCAGCCUAACCAUUUUUGAAGAACAACGAAACAAAAGAAGAAAAUCAAGAACAUCGAGUGCAUCUUUUUACUUCCAACUUGACUCAGUGUGGAUGGGAAUCAGUGGAUAAUGAAGAGACAUCUGUGACUUUGCUACUCAAGGACAUUUUUAUGUUAAAGAAAUGUGAAGAUGUUUGGUACUUGACAUGGAAAGACACUGGAACUGUUAUUUUUUAAAUGGUUGUAUAUUUUCAUUUUGGAAUGUAUGAAAAUGAUGCAGUUAUUUAUGUAACUAUAGAAGAAAAGAUUUUUUUUUCUCUCCAUAAUGCUCACCUAACCAUUAAAAUAAAGUAAAUCUAUUACCAUA